AUGGAAUAUUUCCAGUGCUGGGAGGGGGUCACCACUGCAGAGCUGCAGCAGCUCUGGGUGCAGGAGGCAGUGGACUCCAUGGUCAAGAGUCUGGAGAGAAGGAACACCUGGAGGAUUCAGGGUUUCAUGUUCCAGCACAGCACCAGCUGUUGUGAGGACAGCAGAUCUGCCAUGCAGCUGGUGCACCAGUGCAUUGAGCACUGCCAUGCACCUCUGGCUCAAGUCCAUGCCCUGGUGACCAGUGAGUUAGAGCAGUUGCAGGACUGCCUGGCCCAAUGCACCAUGCACUGCAAUGACAAAGCCAAAAAUUCAACAGAUGCUAGAAGUAAAGAGCUUCAGGUGAAGCUGCAGCUGGAGAUUUGUGUGACCAAGUAUGUGGAUGAUCAUAUGUACCUCAUCCCAACCAUGACCAAGAUGAUGGAGUCUCUCUUGUCCGUUGGGAAAUAG
Molecule: messenger RNA, 447 nt
Organism: Neomonachus schauinslandi (Hawaiian monk seal)
Lineage: Eukaryota; Metazoa; Chordata; Mammalia; Carnivora; Phocidae
Product: protein FAM136A-like
Exons: 1
Coding region: 1-447 (148 amino acids)
Cellular component (GO): cytoplasm
Source: RefSeq, a predicted model, not a curated record